Trichosurus vulpecula (common brushtail) is the source of this 540-nucleotide messenger RNA. RefSeq names its product chromosome 4 C1orf146 homolog (gene C4H1orf146). Gene Ontology annotation, biological process: reciprocal meiotic recombination; synaptonemal complex assembly. The transcript is spliced from 5 exons. The record is from RefSeq and is a predicted model, not a curated record. Bases 1 to 540 code for a protein of 179 amino acids. Lineage: Eukaryota; Metazoa; Chordata; Mammalia; Diprotodontia; Phalangeridae. Gene Ontology annotation, cellular component: chromosome.
AUGACCGAAAGUAGUGGAAAGGAAAAAGUUAAAUGGACUACCACUGUAAUUAUGAGCUCAUCUCUUCAGAGUCAUGAAGUUGCAGCCAUCUUACAAAAUGAAAACCACCGAGUUCGUUUUUCAAAUUCAGUAGAACCUGGAUCCAUUAUUUUUUCUCUUUCUGGGAUUGCGUUUUUACUACUGGACGCCCAGGAGUGUUUUAUGAUAACUGAAGAAACCCUUUUGGCCCAAAUUGAGAAGUUUAUGAGGAUCCACCGGAACAGCUUUUUGGCCCUCUGUGCGGCCCUCCAUGGCCCUCGAGAAUGGAGGCUGAUGGCCAGGAUUCAGCAGAGAUUCCUGGGUGAUAAUUUACGCAUCAUUCCAAUCCACAACCCAUCAGACACUGUUAAACUUAUGACUACAUUAGCUAAGAGCACUUGCAAACCGUAUAUAGACAACAUUCGUUACAGAAUGAUUAUGGCUAAAGCCCAGAUCAUAGAGCAAAGUCCCGUUUGGAAAACACUUCGUAAGAUACAGCUGGACUGUGAUUCCCUUAAUUAG